This is a messenger RNA of Mangifera indica (mango), 864 nucleotides long. RefSeq lists its product as uncharacterized. The record is from RefSeq and is a predicted model, not a curated record. The coding region runs from base 95 to 649 and encodes 184 amino acids. The transcript has a single exon. Lineage: Eukaryota; Viridiplantae; Streptophyta; Magnoliopsida; Sapindales; Anacardiaceae.
CUUCAACUUCAUCAACGACUAGUCUUUUAUACAACAAUGUACAGCAUUCACACGGAAGAAAAUAUCGGACAGCACAAACCAAACACACACAGCGAUGGAUUCACCUUCAUUCUUUGCUCAAAGAUUCAGCCUAUAUGUCACAAUUUUCAAAUUUUCUAUUAUUUUCUUCUGCAUCACUUGUUCACCAUCUUUUGUUUCAUCACAACUACAAAACUCCCUUCAAAAAAAGACAACGGCCUAUGACAUGCUCCAAAAAUACGACUUCCCAGUUGGAAUUCUCCCAAAAGGGGUCCUUGAUUAUGAUCUAGAGCAAUCAUCAGGUAAAUUCUCAGCCUUUUUAAAUGGUUCUUGUAGUUUCUCUCUUGAAGGAUCAUAUCAACUCAAGUACAAGCCCACCAUUAAAGGGUACAUUUCAAAUGGAAAAAUUUCCAGCUUGGAAGGUGUUAGUGUGAAGCUUUUGUUCAUGUGGGUUGAUAUCGUUGAGGUAUCAAGACACGGUGAUAGUCUUGAUUUCUCUGUUGGGAUUGCUGGUGCUGGUUUUCCUAUUGAUAAUUUUGAAGAGUGUCCUCAAUGUGGAUGCGGAUUGAAUUGCGAUAGUCAACAAGUGAGGCAGAAGAUAAGAAAAAAUGUAUUUGUUUCUUCUUCUUAGCUGAGAUUUAUGCUUUACAUGAUUUGAAUUGUGGAUUUGUGUUUAAUUGUGCUGACUUGCUGUAGGAUUUUGCUUAUUUUGAUAAAUUACUAUUUGAAUAAUUUCAUUACCAAUGGGCAUUGUGGUCACUUUUGUGAUCAAAUGUAACUAAUAUGGGAAAACUGUCAACUCCACUUUUGAUUAAUCUGUGAAUGGAUUAUUUUGCCUUGUCUCAA